Colossoma macropomum (tambaqui) is the source of this 1772-nucleotide messenger RNA. RefSeq names its product low density lipoprotein receptor class A domain containing 2 (gene ldlrad2). Gene Ontology annotation, molecular function: protein binding. The transcript is spliced from 5 exons. Bases 615 to 1772 code for a protein of 385 amino acids. The record is from RefSeq and is a predicted model, not a curated record. NCBI's taxonomy places the organism in Eukaryota, Metazoa, Chordata, Actinopteri, Characiformes, Serrasalmidae.
UAGAGGCUCCCUACCAGAGUUUUCCACGUACUUUUUUCUCUGGAUAAAACGGCCUAUAGGUGGCGCUAAGAGUUCUACUUGGAGACAUUUCUCCCUUCUUUCAGACUGGCAACAUGAGAACUUCAGACGAUGCUGAAGUUCCGACUUCUUAUUCGAAUUAUCCGGCCCACCUUAAAUGGCGCAGCGGUAGCCGCGCUGUUUAUAAUUUAAAAUUGUAAUUUAACAGUAAUUUAAGGUGGACCGGACAUUUCGAACAAGACUACCCAACUUAAGCUUUGGCGACGGGGGAUGGCGGAUGGAGCAGGACUGCCCCUCUUCCAGACCCCAGCCCACCACCUUUUGGGGGGCCGUUGUCAUGGAAACGGCACAGGCGCGUGCACUUUGACAAAGGGGGUGAUGCUGAUGACGACGGCGAUGAUGACGAUGGUAGUGAUGAAGGAUUCGCCUGGUGGGGACUGAAGAACUAAAGGCUCUCAGAGGUCAGUAUUCCGGACCUGCGAGACUAAAAAACGCACGUGAGGUUCGCCAUGGCGCUGAGAGAAGCCCCGAGGGGGACCCAGCAGACCUUCUGAACACUUUUUGGAGUCUCACUUACAGAGUUAGAGGAGGACGACAUGGCCAGAGUGGGCGACAAGCAGCGUGUUGGUGGUCUCCUGUCCAGAUGGUUGGUUCUUCUGAGCGUGAUGGGACUGCAGGCUGAAGCCAUGGAGACAGUGAACGUGGCAGACUUCUGUGGCCAGACGGUCCAGGCGGACGGCAUGAUCGUCAGAUCCCACCAGGAGUCGCGUAAGUACUAUUUCGUCACCAUGGGAACGGACUGCCACCUCACCAUGCGGUCCGCGACACCCCGGGACAAGGUGCAGUUCCACUUCCGUUUCUUCCUCGUCUACAGCCUGCUGAGGGUGUCCCCCUUUAGCCCCGUGCCCCUCUCACCCGAAUCCGCCAAGGGCCCGCCGCUUUCGGGCCCUACGCGGCAUGAGAUGAGAAUUGAGCCCACUCCGGGGGAGGGUACGGCCGACCCCUGCCAUGCCGGCUCUUACAUCCAGUUCUAUGAUGGCCGGGAUAAGACAGCGCCCCCUAUCGGCCCGCCGCUGUGUGGCAAGAGCCCACCACGCCCGAUCCUGUCAACUGGACCUUAUCUGACUCUGCGGCUGGUGACCAGGGGGACCCAACCCCGCGUGGACUUUGUGGGGGACUUUACCUCAUUCAGGCUGGGGUUUAAUCAGUCCGAAUGCAGCGGCGAGCCCUACUUCAACUGCCGCAAUGGAAAGUGCAUCCCAAUGAGUCUGGUUUGCGAAGAUGACAAAGGAAUCGACAACUGUGGCGAUGGCACCGACCUGCAAGACUACCCAGGAUGCAUCACUCUGCCAUCCUUGCCGGCUGCGGACCGCCAGCCCUACGUAACCCCUCCUGCUCCCAUACUGAACAAGCCCACCCUCAGGGCAUCGACUAUAGAGAAGUGCAGUGGCCCGAACGCCAUCCCUGACCUGGAGUCUGUCACGGACUCGCAGCAGUACGUGUCCCUGCUGGCACUGUACGUGGUUCUGGGCGUGGCGGCCGGCUCCGUGCUGCUGUGCUGGUGUUGCUGGUCGCCCGGCUGGUUCCUCUGGAGGGUGAGUGUGUGUCGCUUCCUGCCCUGCUGUAACUCCUGCUGCGCCUCCUGUCAGCUCUGCGGCCGGAGCUGCUCCCAGAACAAAGAGCAUCGUCUGGCCAAGGUCACGCCCCAGGCUGCCCCCUCGCCCGUGGCCGCGGCGACCACCGUGGCCGUGUAG